UACCUUGCUAGCAUUAUAAUGCUGCUUUAGCAUUAGCGCUACAGCUAACAGCCAAGUUACUGUCGCUAAUGUUACGGUAGAUAGUAUCAGUUAUGUGUGUAAAUAAAUACCAUGGACCUAUUAUAGAGAAAGGACAGUGGACUAAUACGUAGCCGCCCAUUCAUUCCUAUAAAUACACACACUGUAAGUCGAGUGUGCAUCUCAGCAAGCCAGGGGCAUCACACGAGAAUGGGCACAAUUCAACAAAGGGGCUGCAGGCACUUAUCUCUACUGCUUGGAUACCAAGGGAAUGCAAUGUUUAACAAUGUCUGCUCAUACUAACAACAAACGAAUACAACUGUAUUCUACCGGCCACUGGACCACAGUAGUUCUAACGUUUUACUGAUGAGGAGAUUGACCUGUUAAACUCAUCCUAAAUACAUAUGGUGCGUUCCAGGUAACCCGUGUUUUCGCCCCCUUCUACCCUCUUGUACUCCCAGAUAUAACUGGUUAUUAACGGGCAAAAAAGUGUACCUGAAACGCACUAUUAUUCUGAUUCAAAUCAAAGGGUUAUUAGCCGAUUUCGGCGGAGCUUGAUGUCAUGGUAUUGGGUUGUUGAGAUUAACUAUAAAAUAUGUAAACAAAUCAAGGAUGUAAUAUCAUUUCAUAGAUCUCAUUUUAAGUAUUAGGCUAAUGUAAUUCACUAAACAUGCUUCUCUUGUAUCUUCUUACAACUUGCACCUGGAAUACAUACAAAGUAAAAAAUUGAGUACUGAUUUUUCUUUGUUCUCUCUACGCAGGCCAGCUCAUCAAGUGCUUACAUUCAGCAGCUUCUCUCAAGGGAUGUUGCCUGCCAGACAGAAAACCUGGAAACGCAUAUUUGUAGGCACAAAGCUGUCCUUAAAGUCUAUGCAGCCCCAUUUUAAAAGUGAAGAAGACUGCGAUGCCUUUGGAGACCGUAGCACUCAGCGUGGCGCCACAUCAGAGAGCCUGGGUGUUGUCGCCCCUGGCUCCUCCUCCCACAUGUCCAGUCACAGCGAGGAACUGGUGCAGACCCCAGACACCAUUUCAAUCAAGCUUGAAGAGGAUAUUGGUUGAGGCUUGCCCGCUGGAGAAGACUGUGAUGCCUUUGGAGACCGUAGCAAUCAUCACAACGCCACCUCAGAGAGUCUGGGUGUGGACACACCUGGCUCCUCCCAGAUGUCCAGUCACUGCAAGGAGCUGAAGAUUCUGAGCGUCUACGGAAAAGGGGAGGACCCACUGGCGGUGGACGACCAUGACACCCUCUUCACCAGGUCUGAAGUGGAGGCCCUGAACUCGCUGUCUGCGGACCACAGCGUGGCCAAGAGCCUGGAGCGCGGCGAGCGGCUCGUCUGCCGCGAGGAGCUGAGUGUGCAGCAGACCACAGACACCAUUUCAAUCAAGGUUGAAGAGGAUAUUGGUGGAGGCUUGCCCGCUGUAGAAGACUGCGAUGCCUUUGGAGACCGUAGCACUCAUCAGAACACCACCUCAGACAGUCUGGGUGUGGACGCACCUGGCUCCUCCCUCAUGUCCAGUCACAGCGAGGAACUGAAGAUUCUGAGCGUCUACGGAAAAGGGGAGGGCCCACUGGCGACGGACGGCCAUGACACCCUCUUCACCGCGUCAGAAGUGGAGGCCCUGAACUCGCUGUCUGCAGACCACAGCGUGGCCAAGAGCCUGGAGCGCGGCGAGCGUCUGGUCUGCCACGAGGAGCUGAGUGUGCAGCAGACCCCAGACACCAUUUCAAUCAAGGUUGAAGAGGAUAUUGGUGGAGGCAUGCCUGCUGUAGACUGCAAAGCCUUUGGAGACCGUAGCACGCAGCAUGGCUCCACGGAGAGUCUGGGUGUGGACGCCCCUGGCUCCUCCCACAUGUCCAGUCACAGCGGGGAGCUGAAGAGCCUGAGCGUCUACGGUAAAGGGGAGGGCCCACUGGCGACGGACGGCCAUGACACCCUCUUCACCGCGUCAGAAGUGGAGGCCCUGAAUUCGCUGUCUGCGGACCACAGCGUGGCCAAGAGCCUGGAGCGCGGCGAGCGGCUGGUCUGCCACGAGGAGCUGAGUGUGCAGCCGGGGACCCCAGACACCAUUUCAAUCAAGGUUGAAGAGGAUAUUGGUGGAGGCAUGCCCGCUGUAGGUUAGUAAUACACAUUGCAUCCAUGCAAGCAAACUGACCUACCAACUGAGAAUGUACUCGAUUCUAACUGCGCUGGUCCUCUUUUGAAAAGCAUCAUGACCGUCACCCUGCUAAAACACAAGGACUACUAUACAGUUUAUAGUAGAAUGAUUUACAUCUUCUUCAUGACAGGUGUCAGGAAUGCUGAAUCCGCUCUGAUUCCCAGUAUAACUACAGUAUUGGUAAAGCAGGUGAUCGGAAACCACAGAUGACCUGGGUUGUGUCUUUAUGACCUCCCCACAUCCUUAAAAGGCGGAGACGUAGUGGUGCCUUCUCAGCUGACGCCUUUGACCCUUGACCCCCCCCCAAGGGGAACAAGGGAAAUGCAUAAUAAACAAAAAGACGUUAGAAAGAAAGAAUGUAAAAAUAUGCUUCUUCCAAUACACCAGUGUGUAAAAGUACAUGCUGUAUC
Messenger RNA from Gadus chalcogrammus (walleye pollock), 2585 nucleotides. RefSeq lists its product as uncharacterized. The record is from RefSeq and is a predicted model, not a curated record. The coding region runs from base 1180 to 2139 and encodes 319 amino acids. Lineage: Eukaryota; Metazoa; Chordata; Actinopteri; Gadiformes; Gadidae. The transcript has 9 exons.